CCACGCUGCAUCCUUACGGGAUACUGUGGAAAACGGAACAAAACAAGUCAGUCGGUCCGCACGCCGGUAUUCGGUAAGUUUGUCCCCGGUAUUUUGAGUGUCGUUCGGGUUUUUGUCACGAUCGAGGUAAUUGAAUUGGAUUCAGUACGAUACGAACGUACGAACACAUUCGAUUAUCGGUGAUAAGUUGAAUGACUCACGUACGAUAGCGAUUCGUGUGAUUUGUGUCGUUCAGUGUCAUUUUUUAUCAUCUACAUAGUUCGUGAAUUCUUUAGCCUUCCGAAAUCGAUACCAGGAGGACACCAAUGGACAUUUCUAACGUCAAAAAUUCAAUGCAAUUUCUUCGUGAACCGUAUAACAGAAUGAAUAAUGUCUGACCGUAACCAGAGGGAGGAUUCUAGGGCUAAUCGGAUAGCCCGCUACAAGGAGGAGAGGCGUCAACAGCUCAGUUCCCAAAUACAGGCCAGGCUCGCUGGAGAAAAUCAAAAGACCUCCACGCCGUCUGAUUCGCCGAAUGGGACGAGAGAAAGACCCACUACUGAUGGGCCUAGAACGACAAGAGCUUCUAGGUUGAGGGCUGCUGCAUCGGUUGUCACAGAGAAUGGAUCUCCCAAAAGUUCAGGCACGACUGAUAAGUCUUGGGAGAGAACUCGUAUGCCUCCAUCACCUUUGGUUAGUGGAUCAAGAACUAUUAUUAGUGCAUUCGACAAGGAUAAAAGUAGUAAAAGGAAAAGCAGUUUAAAUAAACCCCAAAAUUCUGAUGAAAUAUGCUCACAAAACAAUACAGAGGAUGACAAAUACAGCAGACGCCGAAAAAGGAACCAUGAAAUCCUCGAUGUGUCUAGUCAGAUCAACAAAACUUCGAAUUCCAAAGAUUCCGCUUUCAGUUUGUCGACUGCCCUCAGUACAAUAUCGAUGGAAGAAUCAAAAUCAACUUCACCUCAAGGAGCUACGAGGACUAGUCCUAAGAAAUCUCAAUUGGCGAUUCACAUGGAAAAUGCUCGCAAGGGUUGUGUACUAAAGGUUUCCGAUAACGUCUUCAAGAGACAAUCCGCGAAAAUUGCAUCAUCGUGUUACUCAGAAGAGAACUCUCAUAAAUUGCUCAAUGGUGUUCAUGAUAGCCAUAACGAACGCGCAAAAAACAAUGGUGAUAGUAGUGCUCAUGAAAAAUCUAGAAUGUCCAAAGAUCACAGAGACAAUGAGUAUAGAACCAACAUGAAUAGACUGAACUCUCUCACAACCUUGACGAAAGAAACGUUAGCUAGAGUGGAAAGAUUAACCAAUAAAAAUCAAAAAACACCCACUCGCGAUACUACAAAGAAAACAUACGAUACUAAAAAGAAUUGUCAAGUGGUGAGUCCAACUCGAAAAUGUUCAACGGAUGAAAGAGCCGGGCCUUCAUUACUGCGAAGGAUGAACUUGGAAGAUUCCAACCAAGAAUCGUCGACUCAGCAGAAUAGAAAUUCCUCCCCAAUUUCAAUUCUGAAAAGGAAACCUCCUGUAGACGACAACAAACCAGAAACUUCCACGCAUACACCUCCGGUCACAUUUUCGCCAAGCGUCAAGGAGCCCAGUAGUUCGAACAAGAAGCAAGGAAUUCUGAAGAAGAGGAGGAGUCUGGACGAAGCGUUAGUAUUGAGGAGAAGGAGCUGUAGUCCCGAGGUGGCCAGUAAGUCAGAUUCCAAAUCGAUCCUCAAGACGCACAGGAGAUCUUCUCUCGAGGAACUGACGAGAAUCCACUCUCCUGAAGCUCACCUGCAGAGUAUAUUGAAGAGAAAAACGUCGAAAAAUGAGGAAGAACAAGACCAUUCUUUCAGUUCACCUCAGAGCAUACUGAAGAGACGUUCUGGUGCAAGCAGCGCGGGUUCAACGGCGAAUAGUACCCCUCAUGUGUCCAUCACCACAGCUGUUAUACUUGCUGCUGCCAGUGGGGCGGAAAUGGUUUUAGAAUCUUCCAACGCGUCAGUGAGGCCGAUAUUGAAGAAGAAGAGUUUCUCGGACGAUCAAUCGUUUAGCGACAAUUCGCAUUCUGACGCCCCCAGGCCGAUCUUGAAAAAAAAACCAAGUGCCGACACCGAUGAAUGUGAUGAGAAACCACGACCGAUUUUGAAGGCUCCACGCGGUUCCCUCGACCGAGAGUCUGAGAAAACGUGCGAAACCGACAACGAUUUCAGACCGAUCCUCAAGCAGAGCAGGGAAGAUUUGUCGAGGUCGUCUUUCGCUUUUCGCGAAGAAACCGAUUCCCAGGAAACCGCUAGGAGACAACAGAGGAAUUCGAGGAGAAGUAAUACCAUCUGUGCCGAUUAUACUUCGGCAGUCAUCAAUGGGGACGCUGAUGAGAGGUCGAUUUUGAAGAGGCAGAGGCCUUGUUCCGUUUUCGAACUGAAUAGCGCCUCUGAUCAAGCGGCGUCCUCUUUGGUGUUCACUGGAGCCAUUCCGAAGAAGAGCACGAUAACGAGAAGCAGCGAGAAGCUGAAACACCAACACGUUUCUCUGGAAAUGGAUACAAAACAUUCGAUAUAUGCAGCCUCUUCCUCAAGCGAACAGCUGUGCGACCAGUACUCCCAACUGACGAUCCAAAAGGAAGGGUUCACCGAUUUCCUGUCUACAUCUCGAACCUUCAACUCGGAUCUAGAUAGCUGUUCGAAAGUAUCUACGGAUUCAGCAUUUCAGUCACUAAUCGACGGUCUGGAAUUGGAGGAGAACGAGUGCAAAUUCUCUGAAAAUUCCUCUUCGAAAUUCAUCAUGGAGUCCAACGGAGAUUUGGAGAAAGAUGGUUAUAAUAUACCCAACAUUUCAAUAACAGCAGAAACGAGGGAUGUAAAACGCCAUCCUGUAACAUUUUGUGAUAUUGAAGAGUCUACAACCAUGAACCAAAACGAAAAAGAUGGCCUUGACGUGAAAAAGCCACUCAAGAAGAAAAGCACACUGUCCAUAGAAAGAACCAAAGGAAGUAGACAUUCAACUCAACCUGUAACGAGUGAGGAGAUAAGAGAAGCCAGUAAGAUACAGCCCGACGAUCCAGCGAAUUUGAGUUUGUCUGAGAGAAUCAAGCUAUUCAACCAAAAAAUCACUAAGGAGCACCAGAAAAAUCAUGCUUUAGAUGGAAAAGUUCUCCUCUCUGAUAAACCACCCAGAGUAGGAACAAAAUUGAACAGAUCUAGCAGUGCCCGUAUCCCAGAUACUGCGUCAACAUCCAAAUCCAACAUAAAGCAAGCCUUAGAAGGUAUAUUAUCGAAAAGCAGGAGUCAAGCUGCUUUUGGUAAUGAGCACAAGGUCACAGUACGACAAAGCAACACAACAACUGUACGAAAGGUGACGCAGGAAGGAGACAUGCCCCAGUCGAUUGCGGAGUUGCAGGCGACCCUGCAGAGGAAAGGCGAGUCAGAAUGGCGGAAGCGCUAUGUACAGACCAACACCGUUGAAGACGAACUCAAGUUGCUGAAAGAGAAGAAUAAAUAUAAUGCGGAAAUAACAGAGAAGGCUUCUAUCCUUUCAUCGAGAAAAGAUGAAUUGGAUGCGGCUUCGAGACAAUGGAAGUGCAGGGUGGAGAAGUCGGACGCCGACAAAUUUUCGGUAUCCGGUAAAAUGGAGAAAGCCAAAACCACCAUUCCGGUCAAUAUUCCAGUGAUCGAUACUACGAAGAAGGCACCGCAAGCUAGACGAUUCAAGGGAAAACAAAUUAACUCUUCUUCGAUGCCUACUUCCCCUGAAAAGAAUGGUUUGAUGAAACUGAAGAGAAGCCAGUCAAAUCCAGAUCCCAGUUUGGAAACGGCAAAAAUCGAAAAAACAUCCAAAACAAUAACGAAGAAUGUUCAGGUGUUCAGACCCGACGAUUUUACGUUCACAAGUUUCUUCAAGAACAUUGAUGCGAAAGUAAAUCAGUCGGAACAAUUCGCUUUGAAUUUGGAUGAUUUAGAUUCCAUUCAGAGACAUAGUCCAUUGGUACAGAGGAAGAAUAUCAGGGUACAGAAGAGGAAAGGACCUUCCAAGAAUCCUAUCAAAGCUCUGGCAGAAAGGGAAGACAUAAAAUAUGAAUAUACCGAGAUACUGACAGGGGUGGCCGAGAGAGAGACAAAAAGACUGAAUAUAGAAAAACUGGCAAAAAGUUCUUCGAAUUUCGCCAUAGAAGCACUAGCAGGUCUCGCCAGCAAGGAAGACUUCAAAGCGGUCCCCUUAAAGAAGAAUUCAGGACCAUCCACCCUACUUCCGUAUAAGGAUUUAAUGCUAAUUCAGGUCAAGGGACGAAGGCACGUCCAACUCAGGCUGGUCGAACCCAUCGGUGCCAGUAUAAACGAAGGAGAUUGUUACAUACUGAUAACCAAUGGUAUAAUUUAUAAUUUCAUCGGCGCCUAUUCGAACAUCAUUGAACAAGCCAGAGCAGCCGACAUAGCGAGUCACAUACAGAAGACCAACGAUAUGGGCUGUAAAUCGUCUAAAAUUGUUACAAUCGAUUCUAAACUGGGACCGACAGCAUCGGAAGAUUCGCGAAAUUUUUGGAAUUAUCUAGGUGAUCCAGUCGCCAGGAACAUCGCUGGCGCUGGUAAUCCAUCCGAAGAUGAAAUUUACGAAGCCAACAUAAUAUUAACUAAUAUGAUUUAUACUCUGGAUAAUGAUGAACUUGUGCCUCUGGACGAAUACUGGGGUAACUUACCAAAAUACCAAAUGCUCACUUCGACGUCCGUUUUCGUCUUUGAUUUCGGCACGGAGAUGUACGUCUGGAGCGGUAAAAAUGCUUCCUCUAAAAACAAACAAACCAUUAUGAAAUUAGCGAAGGAAUUGUGGGAUGAGGGAUACAACUAUGCGGAGUGUAGCGUAUGUCCACUAAACGUUGCUCUGAUGCUUGGCGAUAGAACUCCUGAGAAACUCUGUAAAUAUUCGAGUGCCCGACCUGAUUGGACACUGUUUUCUAAGAUAACGCAACAUGGUGAAACCAUCUUGUUUAAAGAGAAAUUCCUGGAUUGGCCCGACUUCUCCAGAGUUAUAAAAGUGAAGCAAGAUAUGAACGGCAAACAUGCAGAUAGUACAAACGUGAUAGAACCAUUAAAUAUGGACGAUAUGUUGAAGGGUUGUAGCCCUUCUCCCGAUAUCAUCAUUGAAGGUAACCAUAUUGGAAGAGGUGAUACUUAUUAUGAUGAAGAAAGAAAUAGGCUAUUCGAGUUCGAUACAUCUCAGAUAACGAUGUGGAGAGUGAUGGAGAAUACUUACGAGCUGUUACCUGAAGAUUCUCUCGGUCAGUUUUAUGACGGAGAUAGUUAUAUAGUCAAAUGGAAAUUCAGGAUUACUGUGAAGGGACGGGAGUUGAGCGGGAAACCGUCUAAACAUCUACAGGUUGGUAGAGAUGUCUCAGUCUUCUUUUAUUGGCAAGGUUGCAAUUCUUCCGUGAACGAGAAGGGUUUGGCUGCUCUCUUAACCAUUGAGUUGGAUAACGAGAGCGCUCCUCAGAUAAGGGUUACGCAGGGAAACGAACCUGCCGCCUUCCUACGACUCUUUAACGGAAAGAUGGUGAUUUAUAGAGGAAAGAUGGCCAGUUUAAGACAGACGAGCAAAUCUACCAGAUUAUUCAUCACAAGAGGCGAAGUAGAAAAAGAAGCGCACCUAAUUGAAGUUUCCUGCAACGCACAUCAACUCCGAAGCCGAUCUUCUUUAGUAUUAGUCAAUUCCGAAAAAAAUAAAAUUACAAUUUGGCACGGUUGUAAAUCCAGUCAGAGAACGAGAAAAGCCGCCAAGAGAUCAGCAGAACACCUCGUCAGAGAGAAACCCAAAGAACUAAAUUUGGAUUAUGGAUCUGACCAGAAAGAAAUCGAAGAGGGAGAAGAAGAUCCCGAGUUCAGACAGAUUAUGGGAAUUACCAAAAACUCAUACGUGUCGCUUUUGAGCAGUAAAAAAACCUUCGAUUUCACGCCCAGGUUUUUCUCAUUCAGCAGUACUAGUGGUACCUUCGCUGUUACAGAGAUAUGCUGUCCUCAUAGAAGUGAGCACGUGACACCAUUUCCUGUUUUACAGGAACAACUAUAUUCUGCGAGUCAACCUGCCCUCUUCCUGAUUGACAACGGACACGAAUUGUGGUUAUGGCAAGGAUGGUGGCCUAAAGUAGAAGAAGGUGGUAUCAACACAACUGAUCAGACAGGCUCUGGUAUCAUCCGAUGGCAGUCAGAACGAAGGGCGGCUAUGGGAACUGCUGUGAAUUAUUGGAGAGCAAGACAUGGCGAAGAUGUUGAAUUGAAAGCGGAGUUGGUAUGGGCUGGGUUUGAGACUGAGGAAUUUAAAAACCUAUUUCCCUUUUGGGAAAGCAAGGAAGAUGUUGCCGAACUCAAUUUAGCGGAAGGAAGAAAACCCUCAGAAAAGAAGAAUUUAGAACAUGAGCUGGCACUCUUAUCUAGAACUGAAUUCACUUUAGCUGAACUUCUUCAGAGGCCCUUACCAGAGGGUGUCGAUCCCACCCAUCUAGAACACUAUUUGUCAUCAGACGACUUCGAAACUGCUUUAUCAAUUUCCAAGGAGGAAUUCCAAAAGUUACCAUUAUGGAAGCAAACGUCCCUUAAGAAGGAAAAGGGACUUUUCUGAUUUUACCCAAAUUUGCCUUGAAUCACGGUGGGUUAGUCAUUUAUGAUCCGUACAUAAUUGUCCAGCAACUUACCAUAUCACUCAGUCAUAUAAUGUCAAAGUUCUCUGAUACCCACUUAUAAAUCUUUUUCCAUGUAGAAUGCGAAUAGAUCUUCUUUUUUAACAUAACCCAUUGUUUUAGUCGUGUUUAUAGCGGAAGUUUUGAUUUUACUCUCAAAUACUUCAUCUCAAAACUGCCACUUUUCGAUUUGCGUUCAAGGCUUACGGUACUUACAUCAUGUUCUAGGUUUUAUGUAGAUAUUUAAUGAAUUAUAUUGUGUCUGUGAUUUGCCACAUAUUUACAGCGAACAUGUAUAAAAAUUCGUCUUCAAUUUUUUGAUAUUGAAAAUCAUUGUAUGCUGCGUGAGAUGUCAACAUUAUCCGAAUUUCACUCAGAUAACGUGUUAGGAAUGCUAAAUAUAACAAAAUUAGGAUUCUCUUUCAUCUUUAUGUUUCUUAUAACCUUGCACGCAACUUUUAUUAUUUUUUUUUCAAUUAUUCGAAAAAUUAUAUAAUGCUUCAAGUGCAUUUGGAUUAUUCCAAACAUGAAGAAAGACAACAUGAGGUGAAAUAUUGUCUAUACCGUAUGAAAGAUACCAAAUAAAAGAUCACUGAUGUUUUAAUUAACUGAUCUGAACACUAAUUGAUUCUUAUGUUUGAAAUUUGUGACCUGUUGCUAUUUCUUCUAUAGUGAAAUAUUAUAGAAUGAUAAUAGUAUACCAAAAAAUUUACAUGAUAUUAUAUACUUUUAAAUUUAUGAAUAGCAUUCAUUAAUCACCGAAUAUGCUUAUUACCUUACCCAUUUGUUCAAGAUUUAUACUUAGCAUUCUAAUAACUAUGCGCCAGAAGAAUCGUUUUCUAUUCUAAGGAAAAGGUGCCUUAAAUAUUCAAUUCAGAAAGAUAUCGGAAGAUGCACUUGCCAACACUAUCUAGUCCCUGUAAAUUCUUGUGGCACUGAUUAUAUUUUUUCAUGAUUUUAUGCAAAUUUUGUACAAUAAUUUGUUGAGUGACCUAAUACUGAUAUGUAUAAUGUGUAUCUUGUAUUAAUUUGUAAAAUAUUGAAGUUUUCAAAUUAGCUUUUCUAUCACUAAUAAACGGAAAAAAUGUAUAUUGAUAGAUAUUUUGUUUUGUAAUAAAUUAAUGGUUAUUUUAAUAAACUUUAUGAAUAACAAA
Messenger RNA from Coccinella septempunctata (seven-spotted ladybird), 7779 nucleotides. Its product is annotated as supervillin-like. The coding region runs from base 370 to 6567 and encodes 2065 amino acids. Gene Ontology annotation, biological process: barbed-end actin filament capping; actin filament severing; cytoskeleton organization. NCBI's taxonomy places the organism in Eukaryota, Metazoa, Arthropoda, Insecta, Coleoptera, Coccinellidae. Gene Ontology annotation, cellular component: cytoplasm; actin cytoskeleton. Gene Ontology annotation, molecular function: phosphatidylinositol-4,5-bisphosphate binding; actin filament binding. The transcript has 17 exons. The record is from RefSeq and is a predicted model, not a curated record.